This is a messenger RNA of Notothenia coriiceps (black rockcod), 2905 nucleotides long. Its product is annotated as GTPase IMAP family member 8-like. The record is from RefSeq and is a predicted model, not a curated record. Bases 249 to 2747 code for a protein of 832 amino acids. Lineage: Eukaryota; Metazoa; Chordata; Actinopteri; Perciformes; Nototheniidae. Gene Ontology annotation, molecular function: GTP binding. The transcript has 5 exons.
UUGUAAUAAAUGCCACAUCAUUGUGUUUUAAACUAUUUUCUAUGUUUUCACUACCCAGGCCUGGUUAUCAUAUGGACCAAUCACAGCUUGUAACUGCCACUACAACUUAAAUAAUUGGAUGGCAUCGGCUGGACUCUCCCUUAUCGUUUGUUGAAAAACCUGCGGCAGACCGUCAGAGACAACAGCCUCAAAUUCAGCAGUUGGUGUCCAGUGGAAUCAGUCUCUGAUGUGUCCUGCACAGUGACAUUAUGGAGACAGCAGCAACAGGGUCAGAUGAUCCGCCACCUGUGAAACAGAGCAGCAUCUAUGGAUUGCUGCCACCUAACAUGUCAGAUCAUCUGCUACCUGUGAAUCGGAACCGCAGCUAUCAAUGGCUGCCACCUAACAUGUCUGAGCUGAGGGUUGUUCUGCUGGGGAACAGCUGGUAUGAGAGGAGUUCAGUGGGGAACUACAUACUAGGGAAGACUAUGUUUGACACUGAAAAAGAACCGGACCACUGUCUGAAAGUCAGUAGGCAAUUGAAAGGAAAAGAGAUAGUUCUCAUCAACACCCCAGAUCUGCUGCACCCCAACACCCCUAAAAACAAACUGACAGAGUAUGUGAACGACUGUGUGAGCCUCUCUGAUCCUGGACCUCAUGUGUUCCUGCUGCUUCUACAGCCUGAAGAGUUCACUGAGGAUCACAAACUGAGACUUUGCAGAGUCUUGGAAGUCUUCGGUGAUCAAUCUUUUGAUCAUGCACUGAUUCUGAUAUCACCACCCACAGAGGAGAGUUCAGGUGUCAUGGAUUUUAUGCAGCAUCCACUCUUAAAAGACAUGAUUGCAAAGUGUAGAAACAGAUAUUUGAUUGGCCAGUCAGAGCUGUUAACACGUCUGGGUCAAACUACAGAAGAGAUCUUUGGACACUUUGAAGGCAGUGAUGAGGAAGUAGGUUUGAUCAUGAUAAAGUGUGAAUGCAUCAAAGCAGCUUUAAACCUGGUUCUGUGUGGGAGGCGAGGAGCAGGGAAGACUUCAGCAGCCAAGGCCAUUUUAGGUCAGACAGAGCUCCAUUCAGCCUCCAACUCAUCAGAGUGUGUUAAACAUCAGGGAGAGGUGUGUGGACGCCGGGUUUCUCUGGUGCAGCUGCCUGCCUUGUGCGGAAAACCUCAGCAGGAAGUGAUGGAGGAAUCAUUCAGGUGCAUCUCCCUUUGUGAUCCUGAGGGCGUCCAUGCCUUCGUCCUGGUCCUACCUGUGGGUCCCCUCACUGAUGAAGACAAGGGAGAGUUAGAGACCAUCCAGAACACAUUCAGCUCUCAAGUCAACGACUUCACCAUGAUUCUGUUCACCGUGGAGACAGAUCCCACAGCUCCAGCGGUCGUUGAAUUUAUACAGAAAAACAAAGACAUCCAGGAGCUCUGUCAGAGCUGUGGAGAAAGAUAUGCUGUUCUCAACAUCGAGGACCAGCAGCAGAUCCCAGAGCUGUUGGAUGCUGUGGAACAGACGAGAGUUGAAGGAUCCAGGUGCUUCACGAUGACGAUGUUCACCAAGGCUCAGAUGAAGAAGGUUGGAGAGCUGGAUAGCGUUAACAGAACACUUAAAGCGAGAAAGAAAAGUGAGAUGGGAGAAGAUGACGAAAGAGAGCGUCUCAGGAUGGUACUGAUCGGGAAGGCUGUCGGUGUGAAGAGUACAAUUGGAAACACCAUUUUGGGCGAAGAACAUUUCCGCCAGAAGUUUGUGACCACCGUGUGCCAGAGAGCAACAGGAGAGAUUCAUGGACGAUCUGUCGCUGUGGUCAACACACCUAGCUUGUUUGAAACACCUCUGUCUGAUGAUGACCUCCGACGAGAGGUUAGAAAAUGCCUCAGCAUAUUGGCUCCUGGACCUCAUGUGUUCUUACUGGCGCUGCAGAUUGGAAACGUUACACUAGAGGAAAAACACUCAGUGGAACUGAUCAAGAAAUAUUUUGGCAAGAAGUCUCAAGAUUCCAUCAUCAUUAUACUCACCAGAGGAGAUGAACCUGAAGGUAAGUUAUCUGAGAGUUAUGCCGACGUUUGUGGUGGCUUUGUCAAAAAACUCAUCAAUGACUGUCGAGGGAGGUACCAGGUCUUCAACAAAGGUGACACAGAGGGCACGCAGGUCAGGGAGCUGCUGACCAAGAUCGAGACCAUGGAGAAGGAAAAUGGCGGCUGCUGCUACACCGAGGGAUACACAGCAAAACAAGUGGAGAGGAUUUUGAAAGAGAAAGAAGAAGAAAGGAAAAGAAAGGAGGAGAACCUGCGAAAAAAACACGAAGAUGACAUGAAAACACUGGAGCGCAAAAUCAAAGAAGAGGAGAGAAAGCUGAGGGGAAAUCAGCUGAAGGAGAAGGACCAAAGCAUCAACAAGGAGCGAGAGAAGAGAAAGCAAGAACGGGAGGAAGUUGAAAGGGGACGGAAGAAACAGGAAGACACUACGCGACAGGAAUGGAAAAGAAAACUGGACGCGUUAGAGGGAAAGGUUCAGUAUGAAAGAGAGCAAAAUGAAACGUAUGCAAAGAAACUGGAGCAGAUUAGAAGAGAGGUCAAGAGAGAUCAAGAGUCCUGGAAUAGGGAGCGAAAGGACACCUGGGAACGAAUACAUGAAGAGGAUAAACAGAGCCUGGAGGAGUGGAAGGUCAACUACAGGAAUCUGCAAGAGGAGUACCAUUAUAAGAGAAGAAAAUACACAUACUGCAUAGUGGUGCUGAUGUUGUCUCUAUCGUAUUUAUUAUCUUAUAUAUUUCUCAGUUAGGAAUACCAUGCAUACACACUACAGACUUUUAAUGGACAUUCCUACAUUCACACAUCAUUGGCGCACCAUCUUCCGGCACAGGCUGAAAACUCAUCUCUUUCGACUCCACUUCGAGCGAUAGAAUUACUAACAAAGAACUGCUAACAGAGCCCUUAUAA